Aureobasidium pullulans EXF-150 is the source of this 1056-nucleotide messenger RNA. Its product is annotated as HIT-like protein. Gene Ontology annotation, biological process: double-strand break repair; single strand break repair. The transcript is spliced from 2 exons. NCBI's taxonomy places the organism in Eukaryota, Fungi, Ascomycota, Dothideomycetes, Dothideales, Saccotheciaceae. Gene Ontology annotation, molecular function: single-strand break-containing DNA binding; single-stranded DNA binding; mismatched DNA binding. Gene Ontology annotation, cellular component: nucleus. Bases 192 to 917 code for a protein of 241 amino acids. The record is from RefSeq and is a predicted model, not a curated record.
GGAGGAAGGAUACACUUAAAACCGAGCAUCUAUUCAGGAGAGCGAGCCAUUCGAGCAUAUUUACUAGAGGAAGGAACAGACACCGUGAGAAGAUUACCAAUAUGGGAGGACCUCAGGAAGCCAUAACAGAGGACGAGAUUGUUGGAAUGGAAGUUCCGAAUACAAAGACAAACUCUAGGAAUGCCUAAUUAAUGUCGAAGAAACCUAUUAACUCUCAAAAGUCUCCUGGCAAACAUCAUUCGAAUCUUAAAUCCAAGAUGGUCUUCAAGGACAGAGAUGGCCUGGGCGCAUAUACAGCCGACCCCUUCGCACACGAACGUGUAAUCUUCAACAACGAUACCUCAGUUAUCAUUCAGGACAUGUUUCCGAAGUCUUCCGUCCAUCUUCUGGUUUUACCAAAGUCAGAACGUAACCUCCUACAUCCUUUUGUCGCAUUUGAAGACCCUGAGCUUCUAGCGGAUAUCAAAGUAGAAGUGGAGAGGGCUAAGAAGAUGGUGGCAAACGAGCUGCGACGAAAAUAUGGAAAGCUUUCCAAAUCAGAACAACCACGGAUACAGGCCAGAGACGCGGACGAGCCGCCAGAUGUGCUUCCUCCAGGUCGUGAUUGGAUGAAGGAGAUCAUCACGGGUAUCCACGCAGUACCCUCCAUGAACCACCUCCACGUUCAUGUCAUGUCGCGAGAGAUGUAUAGCGACCACCUCAAACGCAGCGCCCAUUACAACAGCUUCCACACGCCCUUUUUGGUCCCACUAGAGAAAUUCCCGUUGGCAAAAGAUGAUCCCAUACGGCUGGUUGGCCAUGGUCCCUGGCAUACUGUUGACCUUGUCUGUUGGCGUUGCAAACGAAACUUCGGAAACAAGAUGGCCAAGUUCAAGGUACAUUUGGCGGAGGAGCACGACGAGUGGAAAAGAGAGUAGAAAGUCCACCAUAGUUGGAAAGCGAUUAGUUAUUAGCAUAACGAGCCAUUGUUUCUGGAGACGAUGCAGUUCCUCCUUAGUUUAUAGAUCGAUAUCCUAGCAUUGCUACCAUGAGGGUAGGAAGCAUCCCUCCCAAAGC